CCAUGAAUGGUUCCUACUUCCUAUAUAUACUUAUCCAUGCAUAAACCCCUUAUUCAGAACACACAAUUAAUCAUGUUCCUCCAGACGCUUUUAUUCCUCUCAUUCUUCUUCCCCUCCUCACGAGCCUUAGAUUUUUGUGUGGGGGACCUGUCAUUACCCCCGAGCCCGGCGGGCUUCCCUUGCAAGAAAUCAGUGGGCAUCAAUGACUUCGUUUACUCCGGCCUAGCAGCGGCCGGAAACACCACUAACAUCAUCAAGGCUGCAGUCACCCCAGCCUUUGACGCCCAAUUUCCGGGCGUCAACGGGCUGAGGCUGUCUAUGGCCCGACUUGAUUUGGCCAUAGGUGGUGUCAUUCCCCUCCACACGCAUCCCGGAGGGUCGGAGAUCCUCAUGGUCAUUAAAGGGUCAAUUUGUGCCGGAUUCGUAUCGGCCCUUGAGAACAAGGUAUACUUCAAACAGCUUCACACCGGGGAUGUGAUGGUUUUCCCUGUGGGAUUACUUCAUUUCCAAAUAAACUCUGGGAAAACUGAGGCUGUGGCCGUUGCUGCCUUCAGUGCCCCAAACCCAGGCCUUCAAAUCACAAGUUUCGCUUUGUUUAUGAAUGAUUUGCCCACAGAAACUGUGAAUGCUGUUACUUUCAUUGAUGUGACUCAAAUCAAGAAGCUCAAGGGUAUCCUCGGUGGCAAAAAUUGAUGGAGGGAAAUUGCUCUUUUGAUCAUAAAUCUACUAUCACUCCCAAUAUUUCUAGUCAAUUAAGAGUGUAUCUGGAGUAUUUGUCUUAUUUCUAAUAAUUGUAUUAUUAGAGCUUUUUUCUUAAGUGUUCUUUCAUUCAAGCACUUAAAGUGCUUUUAUGAUGAACACCAACUUGUUUUUUAAUUUCCACUUAGUUAAAUAAGCAUAAAGAGUGCUUUUUGUUGUUAAUUUGUGUUUCCUCAGCUCGGCCAAAUGCUUCUUUAUUAAUUAAGCGAAAGUAAUCCGUUUCCUAAAAGCAGUACUAAUUUCCUGCACACAAUUCAAUCGAAGUGUUUUCACAA
Molecule: messenger RNA, 1034 nt
Organism: Cuscuta epithymum
Lineage: Eukaryota; Viridiplantae; Streptophyta; Magnoliopsida; Solanales; Convolvulaceae
Source: the annotation of a GenBank genome assembly